AUGGCUCUUAAGGCGACCGUCGUGGCUGAAAUCGGUGAAUUCUCACUGAAAAUCAUAAAAUUUAAUGUCUGCAAGGGCCCAAAGAGAAUUGACUGCACCAACUUAACAACGAGCAUACUCAAUGAAACAAAUUUAAUAAUAAACCUCGAAAUUAAGAAAAAUCUCACCGUAAAUCGGGGAAAAAUUGUAUCACUGGUAAACAACAAACCACUUGUGAGACUGCAGAUGAAAAAUCCAUGCGACCACCUAUUCAUGAAGACAAUGUUUCAAACAAUACUGAACAUUACUCAGAAUUGUAUAUUCAUAAAGUCAAAAAAAUUUCUAAAUGUAGAUAUUGAUGAAAUAGCGAAAAAUUACUAUGGAGGAAUGUUUUUAUAUGGAAAUAUAACUUUUAAAUCUGUUUUUUACAACGACGAAUGCAACUUCUCCUGCACCGUUGCUGAAGUUGCCUUAUCUCCUAGGAAGAAUAAAAAAACAAAAUAA
This is a messenger RNA of Vanessa atalanta (red admiral), 483 nucleotides long. RefSeq lists its product as uncharacterized. The record is from RefSeq and is a predicted model, not a curated record. Lineage: Eukaryota; Metazoa; Arthropoda; Insecta; Lepidoptera; Nymphalidae. The transcript has 4 exons. Bases 1 to 483 code for a protein of 160 amino acids.